Molecule: messenger RNA, 1065 nt
Organism: Cornus florida
Lineage: Eukaryota; Viridiplantae; Streptophyta; Magnoliopsida; Cornales; Cornaceae
Product: MDIS1-interacting receptor like kinase 2-like
Exons: 3
Coding region: 1-1065 (354 amino acids)
Biological process (GO): protein phosphorylation
Molecular function (GO): protein kinase activity; ATP binding
Source: RefSeq, a predicted model, not a curated record
AUGUCAGUGACAGAGUACGAGAACAAGUUUACCCCACUCUCUCGCUUUGCUCAAGAGAUGGUGAGUAAUGAAGUUGAUAAGGUUCAGAAGUUUAUCUCCGGACUUGACUACAAGAUAAGGUCGUUGUUAAUAGCACAGGGUAUCAAGGUUUAUUCUGAGGCAGUUAAAAGAUUUAGGGUCUUUACAGUAUUACCACUAGUGGGAGCACUUUUACUUCUUGGUGCAUUCUUUGGACUCCUUGUCAAGUUUGAAAAAAGAAAAGGUAAAGCACCAAUUGAACAAGGAGAUUUGCAGGUUGAAAACCAUUUGUUUUCAAUUUCUAAUUUUGAAGGAAGGGUAACUUAUGACGGAAUCCGAAAAGCCACCAAUGAUUUUGAUGCCUCAUUUUGCAUUGGAAAAGGUGGAUAUGGAACUAUCUACAAAGCAAGGUUGGCAGCAAACAAUGUAGUGGCCGUGAAGAAGCUUCACCCAUUAUCCGAGACAGUCGACCAUAAAGGGUUUUUGAACGAGUUAAGGGCAUUGACAGAAGUACGGCAUAGGAACAUUGUAACGAUUUAUGGUUUGGUGGCUCACGCUGUGUCUUACAUGCAUCAUGAUUGCUCACCAGCAAUUGUUCAUAGGGACUUAUCAAGCAACAAUAUUUUGUUAGACGCCGAGAAUGAGGCUCGUGUUUCAGAUUUUGGCACUGCUAAGCUUCUGAAACUAGACUCCUCAAAUUGGAGCACACUUGCUGGCACAUAUGGAUAUGUAGCACCAGAACUGGCUUUCACAAUGAAGGUAACUAAAAAGUGCGACGUGUAUAGCUUUGAAGUGUUGACACUGGAAGUGAUCAAAGGAAAGCAUCCGGUCAAUUUCAUCACCUGGCUAUCAUCUUCAUCCAUUGAUCACAACAUAAUGCUGAAAGAUGUGUUGGACCAACGCCUUUUAGCGCCCUCAACCGGAGUUGAAGAGGUGUUGAUAUCAAUUAUAAAUCUGGCCAUUACAUGUUUAAAUGUCAAUCCACAAUCUAGGCCGACCAUGCACAUUGUCUCUCAAUUGUUGUCAACCCAACCAACACCAUCCUAG